AUUGGAAGUUAAAAAAAAUAAAAAACCUAGUUUCCCAGAAAAAAAAAGGAACAAAGUUUCCUUUUUUCUAUUUGGAUUUUUUUUUUUUUUUUCAGAUGUCUUUAAGGUAUCUUUUUGGGGCCUGUGCUGCGCUUUCGUUCCAUCAAGUUCAAUGUCUCCGUCCACCGUAUGAAAUUUUUCUAUAAUUUCUUCACCUCCCAUUAAUCAUAAUUCUACGUUUUAUACUAUUUCAUUUAUUAUUUUGGUUUUAUUAGAAUUAGCAUUAAAACAUUUACAAUUUUGAUGAGAUUUCCCCUGGCUUUUCUCCAUAGCCACAGAAGGGUUUGAUAGACUUCCAGAUUAAACUUCUACUAUAAUUUGGUAUUGGAGAUCGGUGUUGUUUGUGGAAUUGGGUCGGUGAUAUUAGAUUUAAAGGUCAUCUCGGUUAGCCACCGUCAUGGAAUUGGGCAUAUUUAGUAAAUCCUUGGUGGAUUGGGUGAUCCGGUGAUCGGCAUAUCGGCUGGAGUGGUUUGUUCUGCAAAAAGGUGAGGGAUUUGCUUGAUUUGCUGAAUUGAACUUUCUGGAGUCCAUGGAGAAGUUCUCACGGAGAUAAACUUUAAUGGAGACAGAAAACAUUCCAAACAGCCUGGGACUACCAAGUCAAGAAACCAUUUCACGAGAUAUGCCCAUCGACUUCAGAGGAGAUACAGAGAAUAAUGCAGUAAAUUCUGGUUCUUCUAUGGAGGCUAUUGUGACUCCGCCCAUGCAAUUGAAUGUUGAUUCUGGUGUAUCUGAUGAAGUGAGGGUGAGGCGAUCCCUUAGGCGCAGGACUGGCAUAUAUUAUGGUAUAUUCGAUAUGAGCUCAGAAGAAGAAUCGGAGUGUGAACGGUCUGUCAAGGAUCACUCUUCAAAACUUCCCCGCCAAAAUGAAAAUGUAUCUGGAAGCCCGAGCAGCUCUAAAUAUGAAAAGCCAACUUCCAAGUGGCAUCAAAAAGAAGCAUGUAGACCUAUCAUUGAUGAAGCUCCGACAUUCUAUCCAAGUGAGGAGGAGUUCAAAGAUACACUUGGGUACAUUGCAAGAAUACGACCGAAAGCAGAACAAUAUGGUAUAUGCCGCAUUAUACCACCCCCUUCUUGGGCAAUGCCUUGCCCGCUUCAAGAGAAGAGCUUUUGGGAACAUGCAAAGUUUACUACACGAGUACAACAAGUGGACAAGCUUCAAAAUAGAGAGCCAACCAAAAAAAGAUCUCGGAACCGUUGCCACAAGAGACGAAAGAGAAGAAAGCGGUUGAGAUUUGGAAUGACUCGUAGGCGCAAUAUCUCUAAUGGUUAUGAAGCCAGUGACUGUAUUGGCUCAGAUACAGAUGAAAAAUUUGGUUUUCAAUCUGGUUCAGACUUCACUCUUGAAACCUUCCAGAUGUAUGCUGAUGAAUUCAAAAGGCAUUACUUUGGGAUGAAGGAUGCUAAUGAAAAUGUGAUUUCGGGUAGUGAGGACCAUGAGAAGAGGUGGCAACCCUCAGUCGAGGAAAUUGAAGGAGAAUAUUGGCGGAUAGUUGAGGAACCAACUGAUGAAGUUGAGGUGCAUUAUGGUGCUGAUUUGGAUACUGGCACAUUUGGCAGUGGAUUUCCUAAAGCACCAUCUUCAGCUAAAAAUGACUCAGAUCCAUGUGUGCUGUCAGGUUGGAACCUAAAUAAUUUGCCACGACUUCCUGGUUCUGUUCUCUCAUUUGAAAGAGAAGAUAUCUCUGGGGUACUAGUACCGUGGCUUUAUGUAGGGAUGUGCUUUUCAUCAUUUUGUUGGCAUGUGGAAGACCAUCACCUUUACUCUCUGAACUAUAUGCAUUUUGGUGAUCCCAAAGUAUGGUAUGGAGUUCCUGGCAGCGAGGCUGUGAAAUUGGAGGAUGCAAUGAGAAAGCAUUUACCUAAGUUGUUUGAAGAACAACCUGAUCUGCUUCAUGAAUUGGUUACACAAUUGUCUCCUUCAGUCCUUAAAUCCGAGGGAGUGCCUGUUUACCGUGCCAUUCAGAAAUCUGGAGAGCUUGUUCUUACAUUUCCAAGAGCUUAUCAUUCUGGCUUCAAUUGUGGCUUCAAUUGUGCAGAGGCAGUAAAUGUUGCUCCUGUGGACUGGCUGCCACAUGGGCAAUGUGCUGUCGAACUCUACAGUGAGCAACGUCGUAAAACAUCCUUAUCCCAUGACAAGUUACUACUUGCUGCUGCACAGGAAGCUGUCAGAGAGCUUUGGCAGCAGUCUGUAUUGCAGAGGAAUGACCUGGGAAUCUUAAGAUGGCAAAGUGUUUGUGGAAAAGAUGGAGUACUUACUGAAGCUAUUAAGGUGAGAGUUGGGAUGGAACAGAAAAGAAGAGAAUCUGUUUGUAGUAUAUCAAAAUCCAGAAAAAUGGACAAGGACUUUGACUCGUCGAGUGAGAGGGAAUGCUGCUUAUGCUUUUAUGACCUGCAUCUAUCAGCUGCUGGUUGUGAGUGUUCUCCAAAUCGUUUCACAUGUUUAAACCAUGCAAAAUUGGCAUGCUCUUGUGAAUCUAGCAGAAAAUAUUUACUCUUUCGGUAUGACUUGGAUGGAUUAAACACCCUAGUUAAAGCCCUAGAGGGGGAUUUAAGGGCAGUACAAUGCUGGGGAUUAGAGAACCUGGGGUUGGCUUUACCUCCCCGUAUGGCAUUGUUGAAGAAAUCAAAGUGCUCCUCGGAAAAAAAUAUUUUGGAGCCGAAAAGGAUGUUAAUUGAUGUUAACAUCACAGAUGCUGAAGUUGAAAAUCAAGAUUAUGAGAAUCAGGUAAAAGAUGAUGUUUGUCUUGAGCCAAACACAAGGAAUCCCAUUUCUUCUGAAGAAACAAAAGGAUUCCUUAAUAUGAAUAUGACAUGCAAAUCUGACUCAAAAAAAUAUUCAGGGACUAGUUUAAAAAGGGAAUGUGAAAGUGGUAAUGUUGAAUGUAUACCCUCUCUUACAAAAUCGGAAGUGAUUGGUAUAGAGCAUCAUGAAGUUGGAUGUCAGGUAUCAUCAGCAGCCAAAACCAAUGUUCUACUUGGCAGAAGUAAAUGUGAAGGCGGAGACAGGUGCUGUCCUGAUCUCAACGUGGCACAACAAUCUACAGAUCCUAAGGUUAAGUUUCUAGAAUAUCUUGAUUGUUCCAUUGGGGAGACAGAGAAAUUCUGGAGUCCUGAUAUAUUUAGACAGGACCUUUCCUCAAAUUCUGUAUUGAUGCGUGUUAAUGAUCAUAGUAUGAAUAAAACCAAGGAGUAUGAGCCUUUGAAAAUGACCAGUGCUCUCAUCAGAACAAGUUCUGAAUGUGGAUCCUUGAAGUCCCUUAAUAAUUCUGCUGAGUUGGCAUCUUCAUGUGGCAUUCCCAUCAGAAAUUUUAGUGAACCAUCAUGUUCAAGAGGUUCUGAAUAUUCUCGUAAAUCAAGUCCAAAGCUGUUUGGUAUUGACCUUCAACAUCAUCUGCAUUGUUCAUCCACUCCUUCAGAUGGUCGAGGCAGUCAAGCCAUUGAGCAUGGUACAGUCCAAUCUAGUGCAGUCAAUCAAUGUGAUCAAAAGGCUCUCAAGGUCUUAGAGUAUCAUGUUGAACCUCUUAAUUUUGGAACCGUGGUGCCUGGAAAGAAAUGGUGCAGUAGGCAAGCCAUAUUCCCAAAAGGAUUCAGAAGUCGUGUCAAAUUUAUCAAUGUAGUUGAUCCCACGACAGCAUGUACCUACAUCUCAGAAGUGUUGGAUGCUGGACUUCUGGGGCCAUUAUUUAAGGUGACGGUAGAAGAAAAUCUGGAAGCAUCCUUUAUGCAUGCUUCUGCUACACAGUGUUGGGAAAUGGUGCGAGAGAAAUUGAAUCAAGAGAUCAUUAGACAACGUGAUCUUGGGAAGCAAGGUCUUCCCCCAUUGCAAACCCCAGAAUCUAUGGAUGGACUCAAAAUGUUUGGGUUCUUAUCCCCAUCUAUCAUUCAGGUUAUCGAGGCUCUUGAUCCUUAUCAUCAUUGCUUAGAGUAUUGGGCAUCAAGGUCCAACGCCUCUUCUCCAUCCGAGGUGAUCAAUGUCAAAGAUGAACCUUUAGAGCUCUCUAAGUCAAGCACUCAUAUUGCUGCCAGUGGUCACAUGGCUAAUGUAAAGAAGUUGUUUGGUGUGAAUUUAAUGGGGAAGAAGCAGGAUGAAUCAAUUGUUGACAACCAUGCAUCAGAAGAGGAGGUUCGACACAUACUUGGUGGAUUGUUGAAGAAGGCAAACCUUGAAGAAUUAACAAUGAUGCACAAAAUAUUCUGCAGUGGGUCAGAGAGCAGCAUCUGGAGAGCAGCAUUCAGUUCUCUGCUAGAUGAGAUCCAGAAUGUACAUAAAAGACAAUAGAGAAGAAACUCAAGCAAUUGCUUCAAUUCCUGGGUGAUGUGCUGCUAUGGAGAACAGCUGGAACUACAUGACAUAGUGAUGGAGCUACUAUUCUUUCUUCAAAAAGUAACACCUUUAAAUUUCAUUUAUUUGCAACACUAUUUGGUGAUUCUUUCCAAAUUCCAUGCAGAGCAUGGUGGAUUCUUGCACGCCUAAUCUGACGGUCCUAGAUCAUGUUUCCAUAAAACCAUUUGUCUCCAAGCACAACCUCAUUAUGCGAGCCAUUGUACAAAGAUGCUUUAAGUAUAGAUUCAAGAAAAAAUUUUGAAAACUUUAGAAUAUAAUGAUUUCUUUCUUUGCCUC
Elaeis guineensis (African oil palm) is the source of this 4663-nucleotide messenger RNA. The record is from RefSeq and is a predicted model, not a curated record. Lineage: Eukaryota; Viridiplantae; Streptophyta; Magnoliopsida; Arecales; Arecaceae.